AUAUUGCUCUGUAUAAGUAAUGACAGCUCUAACUGCCGUUUUCAGAUUCUGCCAUUAUCUGUCACUGACGAAUUGUACUCUGAAUCUGCAGUUUUUCAUUUGAAUUCCAGAUUCUUUACAACUCAAAUUUCAAAUGAUUGUGUCCAGGCUUCCUCUAUCAACCAGAGCUUAACAAUCUUCAGACAUUACAUCAUGGCGGCGAGAUUUCCUGAAGGAAACCAAGUUCAGCUCCGACCUCGAAAAGGUCAUGACAUGACAUGGUCAUGUGACAAGCAUGGUGAGCCAAUCGCAUUUUACUGUAAGAAACACGGACUACCCGUAUGUGAUCGUUGCGCUAUCAAAGAACAUUGCCAAAAACCAUGUGAGCUAGACGAUAUUGAGGAUGUCAUCUUUGAGAGGAGAAAAAAACUGGAUGAGAAACGGCCAAAAAUACAGGAACUUCAGAAACAAAUGAAAGCCCUAGAUUUGAAAAUAAAGAUGGCUUUAACUUCUGGCGAUACCAAUCUGCAGACAGUAAACAACAGCAUUCAAGCAUCGUAUCACAACAAGAUCAAAUCUGUUGAAGAAAAGGAGGACAGAAUGAUCAGGGUGAUUAAUGAGGAGGCAGAUGAGGAAAUAAGACUAGUAAAUGAGAAGAGAGAAAAACGAAUCAAAGAUUGCAACACCGAGAGAGAAAAAAAACGACAAAUCAUCAAAGACAAAGAAGCAAAACUUCUAUCAGAUGCAAAGAAAAUCACCGAAAUCAUUUCUAAGAAGAUCAAAGAUCUAACUAAUAAGAGUCAGCAUGUAAUAAACACUAUCAAGAAUAUUGAAUCAACCAUCACACGUAUCAACCAACAUGAUGAAACAUUGGUGAAUGAAGCUCCUCAAGUACUUGCAUCUAUCGAUGAAAAUUUAAGUUUGAAUGUUCAUCAAGAUGUGAGCGACGGUCUUGACCGAAUAGAGAAUGCAAUCCAGAGAGUGACAUUUGUAGAGGGGGAAGUAGGUGGAAAAUACUACUGUAGAAUUGAUGGGUAUAUCGGUAAAUGGGAACUUGUCAAGUCAAUCCACAUUCCAUCGGUUGUUCAUAAGCCGUAUGUGUGUGGUUUAGUCAGUGAUGAUGAGAUAUGCGUACAAGACAGAUAUAACAAUGACAUGUACAUGUAUGUUACAAACAUCAACACUCAACACACAGAGAAAGUCAUUAGAGGUGUGUGGAUUAUAUCAUGUGCGCCCAUAGACAGUAACGUAAUAGUAUGUGGUAAGAGGAGAGAUCAUUUCACGGGUGACAGGUUGGAUGGAUGCAUCACUCUCUAUGACAGACAAUGGAAGGUGAUUAGAGACAUCAGCAUACCAAGGAAUGGAGACUCCAGAUAUUGUAGUGUGUAUGUUGAUGUCGACAGCAAUGGGAUGAUCAUUGCUGGUCAGUACUAUCAGUCUAAUAUCUACCUCAUCAAUCCUGCUGAUGAUAAGAUAGUAAACACUAUUACAAUGCAGGGUAAGAAGGUGCGUGGUGAGAUACAAGCCUUGUCAUCAGAUGAUAUCGUUGUGAAGACAGGUUAUUAUGAAUACACUGUCAUCUCACGAUCAGGAGAAGAGAAGGCUGUCAUACACUGUGUUAAAAGGGGUAGAUCGCAGUGUCGCGUUGACAAACUGACAGACACACUCUACAUCGCGUACUGGGAUAGAGUGCGUAUGACCUACGCAGUUGAUCAGGUGUCACGUGAUGGUAUCAUCCAGGCAAGGAGGAUUGUGGAAUACGUGAAAUCAGAUCGCCCUCACUACAGCAGCCCUUGUCUUGUUACUCCUUCUGGUAACCUUGUAGUACAUGUAUGUGAUGGAGACAAAUUUCUUCUUUACAAGAAGACAAUCCUCUUGUAAAUCAUCAAGAAUCUAAACGUAGUCUACAGACCCUGAUUGAAACUUUGAUCAACAAGUUUGCCUCCACACAAAGAAUAUCACAUGUAUACAAAUCUUGCUGUUUCAAUUCCUGAGCGAGAGCGCCUUCAGUACACAAGGUAUAACCCUGCACAUUCAGACCGUUAACUCGAGUGAAGGGUUUGCACAGCAAUCUAAAUGAGUGAUAAUGUUUUUUUAAGAACAUUUCAGAGCAAUGUUUUGCUACAUUUCCAUUUGUGUUUAACUUCAAUCUGCCACCCCUUAUACCCAUUGGGGCAGUUUCAUAAUUUGUUAUAGUAACAAUCAAUAGCUAAAAAAUACUGAAAUAAUUCAAUUUGAUUGGAUCAUAGUAACCUUUGGAUAGAAAUUUUUAUUUUAACAAGUCUUUAUGAAACAUGACUCGUUAUAGUAACAAUCAAUAACUAAAAAAUACUGAAAUAAUUCAAUUUGAUUGGAUCAUAAAAACCUUUGGAUAGAAAUUGGUAUUAUAUUAUAACAAGUCUUUACAUAACAGGACCAUGGACUAUGUGUUAUUAUAUUCAAUGUAAUGUUGUAUUUAAAAGAUUAUUAUUUGUAAGUUAACAGUCCAAUGCUCUUGUGGUCAUAUUAUGCUGUUAAUAGUCACAGUCAUUCUUUAUUAUAAAAUGACAUCAGUUGAACUUUGAAUCUUCUUUCUUUCAAGUCCCCUCUCCAUGUUUUGACGAUAAAAUCAUUCAUAUUUUGACCAAUUAAACUUUGACAGAAUAUGAUAUUAAAAAUCAUAAAGAGUUCGAAUUUUCAUUUUAACUGAAUUUAAAUGAUAUUAUCAUCCCACAUUCCUCCGAAAGUUUACAAUGCCCUAACCAAACAGAUUACUCAUUUCAAGAAUUAAAAAUUCAUACUAUUAAAUUGAAAUAUAUUUAGCUUUGUUUUGUAUAUAAAUCUGUCAGUAGGUUCGUCAUUGUAUAUAUAUAUAUCACAUUUUAAAUAUUUUUUUUUGCACGCAUACAUGCAUAUCCUCGUCAUUGCUUACCUUAAAAUAAUGUUUCAAUAAUUUAUCCUGUUUAUUUUCCCAAGCUUUUUGUUUGAUCAUAUCUUUCACCUCUGUAUUAAAGAAGCUUUCCAAUCUUAUCUUUAUAAAACCAAUUCAUAUAUAGUAUAUCCAAUUUUGUAAAAAGUGCAAAUUUCUUUUAUUAUAUAAAGUGCAGUAUACAUGUAUAAUGAUAUGAUAUUUAAAGAUCAUCUAUUUGGGUUAAUACAUGUACGAUAAAAGUUUAGUAGAAAUUAGAAUUUGAGUCUUACAAAUGAUGUUAUAUUCUUUUGUAACAUGUUUUCAUUAAAUUUAGUCUAGGAAUUUUAGACCUUGAUGUAAGAUAGUAAAAUGAUAUGGUUGUAUUUGAUCUUUACACCUUCAGGAGGAUUGACAGAAUUGUAACAUAUGAAUCAGAGCAAACAUUGUUUAGUGUAAAUCAAGAGGAAAGAAAUAGAUAUCUUUAUACUGGAAUAAAAUGGUGAUAGCCAAGAAAGACAAGAAAGAUUCAAUCAUGUAUAUAAAAUAUGCGAAAGAUUGGUCAAUCAACUACCAGUUGUAAACACAUUACUGAUCUAAAUCUAUCAAUCAUUUUGAAUAAAUGUUGUAAAUGAUCAAAAUCGUUCAUUAUGGUUGCAUGUGAAAUUUGUAGGAAUUUCAAUCAAAAGAUCAUUAUGGUGAUAGGGAGAGACAGUUUUUAAAUUCUCUACAAGGAAUAUUAAUCUGAUCUAUAAUCAAGUAAUUUUGUCAGCCUAAGUGCUAUUCAAAUGAGAAACCUAAACAUAUAAAAUAUAUAAUUGUUUCAUCUGCAGUUCUUUUGUUGACUCUACAAUCUAUGAAGGGCUGGUUAAAAAUGACAGAAUGAUGCUGAGAGAUAGAAGAGAAGAUGAAGAGAGAGGG
Molecule: messenger RNA, 3787 nt
Organism: Lytechinus pictus (painted urchin)
Lineage: Eukaryota; Metazoa; Echinodermata; Echinoidea; Temnopleuroida; Toxopneustidae
Exons: 2
Coding region: 193-1860 (555 amino acids)
Biological process (GO): protein ubiquitination
Cellular component (GO): cytoplasm
Molecular function (GO): ubiquitin protein ligase activity
Source: RefSeq, a predicted model, not a curated record